UCAUGUCAGUUAAAUUUGAGAAUGACGAAAUACGGUUUGACCCGUGGACUGAUACCCGAUGAAGUUGUUGGAACAACUAAAAUCGAUGGCAAAUUGACAUUCGUUCUAAAAUGGAAAAACGCAAACAACGAUUAAGUAGAUUUGAUCAACGCCGCUAAGGAGAUAUAUGAAAAGUGGCCUAACUUAGCGAUGGAUUACUCGUCAAAAGAUGAGUAUACUUGUUUUAUGAAACGGGAUAAAAAGCGUCCCCUUCCAAGUGUACCGAGACAACGAGACAAUUCGUUAUAAACGGAACGUAUGGACAGUCUAUCAUGCAUUCAAUUCUACAUAUCUCAUUCCCCCAAAAAAGAGAAUGCACUUGAGUACGGGCAAAAGAAAUAAUUCUGAUGUUAGUGAUGCUAUUUUUAAAACUCAAAAAUAAAGGCUAAAGGGAUUCGAAGAAAUGUGGUUAAAAGUAAAAUGUCUUUCAACCACCAUAAUGUUUGUCUUUAUUCUAUACUCCGUUUCACGAGAGAAGGUACACGUUUUUUCGUCCGUCGAUGCGCAUCUCCCACCAAUGUCGCCCGUUCGUUCACGAUCGUAAAAUGUUCCGGCUGCGGUCGGCAACGACUCGUUCGCAUACGUAGCGCUGCUAACGUACAUAACAAAAUUUAAACGGCAACUGUUGUCUAUAAUACAACUCUAACCGCGUAACACGUACACACUGUAUACAUCUACAUACCUUCGAUUUUAUCGCACUAUUCUGUUUGUUUUUUACUUUUUGUUUUUUGCAAUUUAAUUUGUAAAUAAUUAUGAAUGCUGCUGUAGAAGAAAAUGUGCCUAGCACAUCGUCUAAGCCAACACCAUCGCCCGUGUAAAAAAAUAAAAAUGGAAAGUUUGUCGGAACCAGUCAGAAAACACUUAUUAUUAAUUUGUACAAAAAGUAUCUACUGGAACAACCAACAAUGAAAUACAUCGAUCUAAUGAUGUCGUUGUCGACUGAUACGGGGUUCGGUUUACGCACAAUAAGAAGUACUGUUAAGGAGUAUAAAGAAACAGGAGUAGUGUCCUCACCAAACAAAAAAAAAAUACGAUCUACAGUUAUUGAAAAAAUUGAUGAUUUCAAUAAGAACGCGAUUCGCCAAAAAAUACACAGCUUCUGGUUCAGACGAGAAAUACCUACACUGAUGAAAGUUUUGGCGGUUAUUAACGAAGAUUCUGAACUUCCAAAUCUAUCUCGUAGUGGUUUGUAUCGGUUGUUAGCUGACUUAAAUUUCGAAUUCACUAAAAGAAAUAGAAAUAGUGCAUUAACAGAGAGGAAUGAUCUGAUAUUAUGGCGUAGACGUUUUAUCCGAGAUAUAAGACGUUAUAGAAAUGAAGGUCGAACAAUUUAUUUCUUAGAUGAGACUUGGGUAAAUGCCGGGGAGUGUACGAACAAAGUAUGGGUCGACAACACCGUAAAAUCGUGCCAUGAUGCAUUCAUAAAAGGACUAACGACUGGGGCCAAGAAUCCUACAGGUAAAGGCAAACGAUUAAUUGUUCUACAUAUUGGUUCAUCUAACGGUUUCGUCGAGGGUGGUCUGCUGUGUUUUGAAUCAAAAAAAAAUUCAGCCGACUACCACGACGAAAUGAAUGGUGAUUCAUUUUUUGAAUGGUUUUGUAGAGUCUUACCUCUAUUGAACGAAAAUUCUGUGAUAGUGAUGGACAAUGCGUCGUACCAUUCAGUGAAAAAAGACCCAAUACCAACAAAGUCUUGGACAAAAAAUAAAAUCAUUCAAUGGUUGCAAGACAAGAAUGUAGAGAUUGACAAAACAUGGCUCAAAAUUGAACUGUUAGACAAGGUUCAACAGUUUCAACCUGUUAAUAAAUACGUCAUUGACGAAGAAGCAAAAAAAUAUAAUAAAAUUGUCCUACGUUUACCACCGUACCAUUGCGAAUUAAAUCCAAUUGAAUUAGCAUGGUCGGUGGUAAAAAAUCACGUGAGGCAGAACAAUUCUACGUACAAAUUGAGUGAUGUACGGCAAUUGUUGAUAGAUGGAGUUAAAAAAGUUUCUCCGGAAAUGUGGGCCAAUUUUGUAAAACACACCAUCGCAGAAGAAAACAAGAUGUGGGAUAUUGAUUGUAUUUCAGAAGAAAUGUUAGAAGAAAAUCCUUCAACCACUCAUGUACUAACAAUAACAGGGGAGACAACUUCGGAUUCCGACUAA
This is a messenger RNA of Rhopalosiphum maidis (corn leaf aphid), 2186 nucleotides long. RefSeq lists its product as uncharacterized. Gene Ontology annotation, molecular function: nucleic acid binding. The transcript has 2 exons. The record is from RefSeq and is a predicted model, not a curated record. Bases 945 to 2186 code for a protein of 413 amino acids. Lineage: Eukaryota; Metazoa; Arthropoda; Insecta; Hemiptera; Aphididae.